AUGGGCGGGAAAAUGUUAGUGAAGUAUUACAAAUAUUGGGGAGAGAAGUAUGGAGAAAGGCCGGGGGAUAGAGAGAAGAGAGGAGAGAAAGACAAGGGGGAUCAAUUGCUUAACAUUGUUAUUUUUUUCUGUGUUGGAAUUGAUCCUUGGUUCAAACUUUCUAACUAUGUCAAGAUGGCAACUAUGGUCAUGUUUGGUGAUGAAAUAGGUCAAAAACUGUGGGCAACAGUCAACACUUAUUUUCGUGCUUUGUUUGAGGAGUACAGAGAACUGUAUGCUCCAUCUCCAAGUGACAAGGUGCCUGCUGAAACUCAAGAAACACCAGAAUUUUGUUCUGGAUUGAUGAGCUCCAUAAUUGCACAACAGAUGAGCAAUAAGGGGAGUGCCAAUACCACUGUGAAGUCUGAACUAGACAAGACAUCACUCACACCAACAAUGGUUGAGCGGCUCGUUUGUACAAAUGAUUGGUUUCGUGGAAACAACUACAUCAGUGUUGAAGAGGACACAGAAGCAUUGGCCAAGCUUGAGGAAGAAAUUGGUGCCCUGGCCAUUUCUAAGGAUAGCACUAUUGUUACCGCAUCUUGA
Molecule: messenger RNA, 585 nt
Organism: Miscanthus lutarioriparius
Lineage: Eukaryota; Viridiplantae; Streptophyta; Magnoliopsida; Poales; Poaceae
Source: the annotation of a GenBank genome assembly